Molecule: messenger RNA, 4057 nt
Organism: Callithrix jacchus (white-tufted-ear marmoset)
Lineage: Eukaryota; Metazoa; Chordata; Mammalia; Primates; Cebidae
Source: RefSeq, a predicted model, not a curated record
CAGUCCCCGCAGUGCGCGCGCGACCCGGCGGCGGGACAGGCUUGCUGCUUCCUCCUCCUCGGCCUCUCGAUUCUAGACCACAACCGAAACAAUGGUUGACCUUUCCCAGCUAACGGACGAUGAAGUGUUCAGGGCUUUUGCCUCCUAUGCAACAAUUAUUCUUUCAAAAAUGAUGCUUAUGAGCGCUGCGACUGCGUUCUAUAGAAUGACGAGAAAGGUUUUUGCCAACCCAGAAGACUGUGCAACAUUUGGCAAGGGAGAAAACGCCAAGAAGUUUCUUCGAACAGAUGACAGAGUAGAACGCGUACGCAGGGCACAGGAGUUCUUAGGCCCAGAGAGGCAGAUUCAGAAGAACCUAAAUAUGAGUGAGACUGAAGUGGAAAUGAGAAUGGCAGGAAAUGCAUGGAAACAGACCUGUAACUGUCCCAUGGCCUGGUUGUCCAAAUCCCAGAGAUUAGUCCAUUCUCCUGCUGUGGUCCAGCUGCCCUGGAAGCUAAGUCAUAAGAGAAGCUGCUGCUGGUUCUCCCUACGGCACCACUGCUAAAGUUCCCAGAGUCACUCCACGUCCCAGUGUUCUGCACGGUGCCGUGUGUUGUGUGUGGCAAAACAGCAUGUUAGAUGGGUGUGGGUUUAGACCAAAGAGAGUUAUAGGAAUCAAAUAUUAAAUGGGAUAAGACUAAGAUAAUCUGACACAUCCAUUAUUCAUUUCAAGACGGAGAUAAUCUCUUCCAUGAAACUAAAAACCUCAGUCUGUUGGCCACAGAACCCCACAUCCAAUUCAUCUUUACACUUGGAAUGAGUGUGCAGCUGGGACUGGCAAGGCCAAGUCUGCUGACAGAGGACCCUCACCACUGUGGGUGCUUGGAUAGGUAUAGUCAACGCUUAUCUUUGUAUCUGUUUUUUCCAAUUUCCUGGGCUAUCCAAUCACUCUUCUGACCAACACAGUCUCCCUUUCGCUAUAUUAAAACACAAAGAGGCUACUUCUUGGAUCUUACCAAGCAGGAAGUGACUUGGCAUAUCUAUUCUGUAUUUAGCUAGGAGGUUAACGAUCAAAGAUAAUUGCACAAGCUGUGAUCCCUGGUUACUAGGGAGACCUCUCAAAACCCAUAAGCACUGCUGACUGCUACUUUCCCGAUGCAGCAUUCCAUGACUCAAAGGCCAGACGUUUUGCUAGGCAGUGAGGAGAAGGGCACGGACUUUCUGACACCCAAAGUAUUCCAUUUUAAUGCAGUAAGACCUAGUACUAGGGAAUUCUGAUGGGGUCUGUAAACCAUUCACCUGAGGGCUCUACCUUAUAAAUAAAGAAACAAAAAAAAGAAGUUUUUUUUAUGCAAAAAAAAAGAGUUGCAUAGUUGCACCGCACUGAUUCUUCAUGGAGGCAGAUGGUGAGAAGUGAGGCAAUCUGCCUUGGGAGUCUUUACAAUCCAUUUAGAAACAGCAGCACAAAAAUCCUAUGAUCGUCUCCCCCCCCACCGCCGGCCUGAAAUGUCAGCCCUGUGGGAAGCUGAUAGGUGUUCCCGCCAUCAGCCAAAGCAGCACCUCUACAUUCAUACCUUUCAGGGUACUUUAUUCGCUAUAUAUUCUAGGUAAACUGUUGGAUUUGACAAGAGGAGUUGUCGAAGGCAGACUACUGGGAAGGGGCUGUGUUGGGUUGAAUUUGGCACCAAUCUCUCAUACUUGACAGCUCAUGUACAAGAUUGUGGAUGAGCUAUAGGACCUAGGAGCCUCCUCAGUCAGCAAGCGUAGGCCCUAAGUCACAUUUAAUUCAGAAAGCCCUGACAGCCCUGCAUAAAAUGUGAGCCAUAAAAUGGAGAGCUAGGAGCUGUGCGCAGGAGAAGACCAUUUACGUGAUUUCCUUUCACUGAAGUUUUGGAGAAUAUGAACCAGGACAAUAUAGACUGAUACACCACGAAGAGAUCUGUAUUAGUAAGUUCGAGAAAAUAAUCCAAAUAAUCCAAACUUUAAGCCAGACAUAAUUUUUAAUGACCCCAAACUAAGAGGGACAUCCGAGGAGAGUUAGAAGCUGCCUAAAGUUCUUAGUCUUUUAGCCUAAGUCAUACGUAUCUGUACUUACAUCUUUAAAGAAGCAAAACCACCAAACAUAAAGAGCAUAGUGAAGGAUCGAAGCAGUGUGGUAUAGUGAAUAGCUACUGGAUUUGAAAAACACCUAUAUCUGAGUCUUGGGGCUUUCUGGCUGCCUGAGAUAACAACUGAGGCUUUGUGUCCCAUCCUUAAUUCUAAAGUAGCAAAAUUAACACUUUACCUACUGUAUUAAUAGCCACAACAACUUUGCAUGAUAAAUCAUCCUGUGACUCAGUGGCUUUGUUAGUGAUUCUGCAGGGCGGAGCUCAUCUUGAUCGGGUUCGCUCGUGUGUCUGCUGUAAGUUACAGGUCAGCCAGGCGGUCCUGUUGAAUGCGUGCCUGGGUUCUCUAAGGAAUCUGGAAAUUGGGUGAAACUUGGCUGAUUCAGAAAGAUCUCAACUAGGAUUACUCGAGCAACGCAACUCUAUCCCAUGUGUGUUAUCCGCUAGUACAGGGCUCAGCAAACUACGGACUGCGGGCCAAAUCCAGCCCAGGAGCUGUUUUUAUAAAUAAUGCUUUAUUGGAACACCGCAGUACUUACUUAUUUUUAUGCUUCCUGUAACUGCUUUUGUGUCACAAUGGCAGAGUGGGGAAGUUGAAUUGUUGCCGUGGAGACCACACGGCUCACAAAACCAAAAAUAUUUACUCUCUGGUCUUUUACGGAAAGUUUUCUGAUUCUUGCUCCUGUAGGUCAGCCUGACUGUGUUAUCAGGGCAUAGGAGCAAGAGAGGAAAUGGAACUAUGUAAGCCUCCUUUCAAGAUUCUGCAUGCAUCACAUCCACAAACAUGCCCUUGGCCAAAGAAAGUCACAGGGCUGGCCUCAGAAUUACAGGGCCGGGAAAUAGUCUCAACCUCCUCAGGGACAUGAAAGCCUCAUAGCACAGGAGCAUGGCUGCACAGAGUGAUGAAGAUUUCGGCCAUUUAUACAGUCAGUCUAUUACACCUGUCCACUUUGUGAUCCUACUACAGUUUCAAUUCAGAAACACGUAACAGCACUAUAUAAACGUUACGGCAUUAUGCAGUUGAAACAGCAUUUAUUCUAACGUGUCGUGAUUUUAUCAGAUUAGCGGUAAUUUGUGUUAUACUCAGUAUGAGAGCAAUAGUUACAAACUAAGUAGAAGAUGCACUAAAGGUUUCUGAACUUGGCCUUGUCCCUCUCAUUUGCGACGUGCUGCCUCAGGAAGACAGAUGGAACGAGGAACAAAUAUUUGGACAGCCUUAUCACCUCUAUAACCAAGUUGGUUCCCAAACUGUGCCCAGUCUGUCUCUUGAAAUUAUAAUAUGCACCCUGCUCUCAACCAAGUGUUUCAUCAAAUGUAAUCGGUUUCUGACUAUUGGCAUAUUAAAUGUAGACCAGAGAAUAUUGCUCUCCCAAACAUACAAUUUCUGUGUCGGUGUUUGCCGAAAUAAUUGUAUAUUAUCUUCAAUAUUAUGGGUUGUAUUAAUCAUGACAAUAAGGCUGUGCUAAGUUCUUGUUUGGGCUGCCCAGUUUAUGACUUGAUAGCUAAAGGAAUAUAAUUUACUUUCUCUUUGUGGCUCAUCUUUCAUGACAAUAGAGUUAGACACUGGAUCCUAGAAUUGAUUCUAGUAAUAGUUUUGCCACUGAUACACAUGGGACACCCUGGCAAGUCACCUACUUACGCUCUAUUCAUUUCUUCACAUUUAAAAUGAAUAUGUUGCUUUUGAAAUACCCCGUGACUCUAAACAUUCUAUUUACUCUGGAGGCAGGUGUGGGUCUACUCUUUUUCCAGUGAUAAAAUAUGAAUAUCAAGAUGUGGAAAUAAUUAUAGCAGAGAGCUUAUAGCCUCUAUUAAUGAGGUCAAGCUCAAUUUGAGUUAAAUAGCAUUUUGUGGGUUUAGUGUCUCAGAAUAAUAAUCUUUAAAUUAAUUUUCUCUGAAUCACCAACAUGAUGUCACCAGAACGAAAUGAUUGUAGCUUUUCAGAAAAAUUCAAUAAAUGCAUUGAAUUACCUCCA